Nematostella vectensis (starlet sea anemone) is the source of this 5100-nucleotide messenger RNA. RefSeq names its product non-lysosomal glucosylceramidase. The coding region runs from base 1315 to 4011 and encodes 898 amino acids. NCBI's taxonomy places the organism in Eukaryota, Metazoa, Cnidaria, Anthozoa, Actiniaria, Edwardsiidae. The record is from RefSeq and is a predicted model, not a curated record. Gene Ontology annotation, cellular component: membrane. Gene Ontology annotation, biological process: carbohydrate metabolic process; glucosylceramide catabolic process. Gene Ontology annotation, molecular function: beta-glucosidase activity; glucosylceramidase activity. The transcript is spliced from 21 exons.
CCGACAUUUCCCCGGUUUCCCUCUAGAUCAUCCCGUACCACGUGUGAAUCCCGAGCACCGCAGGACUAAUUGACACCGCACCACCGCGAUAUUUUAACUUUUUUUACCGCAAUACCGCCGUUUAAACAGCAAGAUAUCGCAUCUCACAGUGUUUUGAAAUACUGCGUCACCGCAUGUUUUUUGCUCUUUACCGCAAUAUCGUACAAAAUAGGGCCAAUACCGCAAUACGGCAAAACCCAAGGCUGCUUUCCACACAGUUAGGCUAUUACUGCAUAGAGCACCCCCCCUCCCCCAGCAAAUCUAGGCAAUGACACACCUGUCUAUCAUAUCAUUCAUUUGUGCAUUCCAUUUAUCUACAAAUAGAGAUGACUGCUUUUAUGAUAAAAAAUCGUGUUCAAAAAGUUAUUUAUUUCGUUUGGAAAGAGACCGGAGCAUCGAAUAAACACGAAUCUUUAGUCAGGUAUUACAUGACGCCAAUCCUCUAAAUUGGCCGCAUGAUGGAACCAAAAAAGUUAAUUGGCAUUGCACGAGGACAGCCGGAAAAAAAAGGAAUAUUUCUUACGCAAAGAAAAUGUAGCGCUUGCUAUCGUCAAGGUCCUUGUCUGUCAAUUAUUGUUUCCCCUGUCAAGAUUGACCAUUAAAUAAUUCAACGGCCGAUCUAUUAUAGUUUAAUCAAGUCAAAUAAGUGUGCACAUCACCUUUCCCACUUGAAACGUUGUCGUUUUGGGGGAUUGGGGCUGAAUUAACCUGUUACAUUUAAGGAAUUGGUUACUUUCCUUAUAUGGUAGCGAUCUGGUGAUCGCGUUUAAAAAUAAAAGUAAAACAAUGAUUUAUGUGUGCAUACCCCCUUUCCCACCUUGGUCGGCAAAAAGUAGUAAUUUCCCAAUACUAUAAUACUAUCCCAAUCAUUAUUAUACUAUUUCCCCCCAGCAUAUCCUGCGCAUCUGCAAUUUUUGGCCAAAUUUUCUUGAUAUCUCAAUAAAGCAUGUAUCCCAUCUUGAAGGGAUGUUGUAGAGCGUUGUGUUUUCAACCCAAUGUGGCUUUCAGGCAUCAGUGUUUCGAUUAUAUCCGGGAUUGCGAAGUAAAGCCAUAAUAAGCAUGAGUGUGUAACACCCUUGGCAGGAUAGUUUUUGCAAUAACCCUUCUUUUGAUGCUUUUUAGUAGUGGGCGACGCACGCAAAAAUACUCGGCUUUCUUUAGUUUUUACAUUGUUUUCAAGAGCAAAUUACCGCCACCCCUCCAUAAAACUUGCGUGAGCUACCGCUGACCACAGAAUGGAGGCACACUUCUCAUUUUGUCAACAACAAAAACAAGAUGGCUUCCACGGAGGGGAAGCAAGAAACGAUGGAAGACGACGAAAGCGUCUUACCGAAAUACGGCUGGCGAGUGCAUCUAGAUAAUACGUACUCUACAAAGCCCCAAGCCUGCUAUCUGCCUCGCUGGAGUCAAAUUCCCAAGCUUGUCGGUCUAGGCUGGAGAUAUAUGAAGUAUGCUACGAAGGAGAAGAAGAAUGGAAGAGUGCCGUAUAUUGACCCAUUGGCUGCAAACCCGUGUCGACAAGUUUACGGUGUGCCACUUGGUGGUAUUGGGUGUGGGACAAUAGGGCGUGGCUGGCGAGGCGAGUUCAACCGAUGGCAGUUAACCCCAGGAAUUUACUCCUACAACUAUGUUGAGGCUAAUCAGUUCGUUGUAUGUGUGAGGAAAAAAGGGAGGACCACCUACCAGGCCGUUCUUUCUCCUAAUCGUCCAAAUGGUGUUCUGUGUGGCCGGAGCCUGCAGGGCUGGAACUGGGGGUUCAGCGGUUCUAAUGCAGUGUACCAUGCUCUGUAUCCGCGUGCGUGGACCCGGUACGAGUUGCCCGGUCAGGACAUCAUCUUGGUUUGUCGACAAGUCUCUCCAGUCUUCCCCCAUGAUUAUAAGGACACGAGCCUUCCCGUGGCUGUUUUCAUCUGGUCUAUAGAAAACAAUAACAACGAAGAAGUGGAAGUGUCAAUCAUGUUCUCGUUCGAGAAUGGGGAUGGUACCCAGGACCUCACGGCCGGACACUACAACGAAUCGUUCUGUUGUAAAGGCGUGCACUGCAAAGGGAAUGUAGACCAGGGCGGUCCUUCGGCAUCCAAAGUCGCCAAUCACAUCCACAUGGAACAAAACCACGUGAAACCCCCCAGGAUUCCAAGCGCCGAUACGACCGGAAGUAACACAACGUGUGAUGUCACGGGAGUGUUAUUACACCAUAAACACCACAAGUUACCCUACACGUUAGCGAUCGCAGCGAAGGCUCUACAUAAGGCGGAGAAAGAACUGGUUACCGUGACAACGAAAACAUGGUUCGACUCAAGGACGCCGUGCCGCAGAGUAUGGAAUGACCUGAUGGAUGACGGGAAGCUUAACUCGUCCACAGAACCAAGCCCUCCGUCCAGGUCGGACCAGUCCCUUUGUGCAGCAGUUGCUGCGACGACCACCGUGGCUGCGCGUUCCCGGGGCGAGCUGGAGUUUGCCUUGGCUUGGGAUAUGCCCGUGAUAUAUUUUGGUAACAGCAAAAAGAGACAUUACAGGUAUUAUACCCGUUAUUUCGGUCACCAAGGCAACGCAGGCCCCGCCUUAUGUAGCCACGCCCUUAUGAGUUAUCCUGACUGGGAGACGAAGAUCGAGGCGUGGCAGAAACCCAUACUACAAGACGAGUCACUACCCAACUGGUACAAAUCAGCGCUUUUUAACGAGCUCUACUUUGUCGCUGAUGGGGGAACUGUCUGGCUGGAUGUCCGUUCGGAGUCUGGGACUAGUAAGGGUACAGCUGACAUUGUCCGAAAGAUUGGAAGAUUCGCAUAUCUUGAAGGCCAUGAGUACCGGAUGUACAAUACGUACGAUGUGCAUUUUUACGCGUCUUUUGCGCUCGCCAUGCUUUGGCCCAAGCUACAACUGAGCCUGCAGUACGACAUGGCGCACGCUGUUAACGUCUCCGACAAUCAGGUUGUCAUGACGAUGAUGAAUGGGCACUACUGUAGGAAGAAAGUCCCCGGAUGUAUCCCACAUGACAUCGGUGAUCCAUCCGAGGCGCCUUGGGAUCACGUGAACGCUUAUCACAUUCACGACACAUCAAAAUGGAAAGACCUCAACCUCAAGUUUGUGCUUCAGGUGUACAGGGACUAUGUAUUCACCAACGAUGUCUACUACCUGCAAGAUAUGUGGCCCAUCACCAAGACUGUUAUGACCAAGUCCAUGACGUAUGACUCAGACGGCGAUGGACUCAUCGAGAACUCUGGGCUUGCCGAUCAAACAUUCGACGCGUGGCCUGUCACAGGCCCUAGUGCCUAUUGUGGGGGACUGUGGCUCGCCGCUCUGCGUGUUAUGGCUGAGAUUGCUACCAUCCUAGACUUCCCUGAUGAGAGAGGGAAAUACGAGAAGAUCUUGGCGAGGGGCAAAAAAGCAUACGAGAGACUGCUGUGGAACGGCAAGUACUACAACUACGACAGUAGCACUAGCAAGUAUCACAACAGCAUAAUGGCGGACCAGUUAUCUGGACAGUGGUACCUGCACGCCUGCGACCUGGCCCAAACAUCUAAUGACCGGGUUUUCCCGAGUGAGAAUGUAAUCAGUGCCCUGAGAACAGUGUUUAACUUCAACGUGAUGAAAUUCCAGGAGGGAACAAUGGGCGCUGUGAAUGGCAUUAGGCCUGAUGGACAGCUUGACACAAGUAGUCUUCAAGCCGAGGAGGUCUGGACCGGGGUGACGUAUGCGGUAGCGGCAUCUAUGAUACAGGAGGGGCUGGUUGAUGAAGGUUUUAAAACGGCAAGCGGUAUCUACAAUACGUGCUUCGAGCGAUUAGGCAUGAACUUCCAGACCCCUGAAGCCAUCGUUGCCAAUGGCAACUACCGGUCAUUAGCAUAUAUGCGACCGCUGAGCAUUUGGGCGAUGCAGUGGGCGCUGGAGAAGAGGAAAAACAAGAGGGAGUCAUCAACGAAAGACCCUGGGACGAGUCAGAUGAAUGGAGGAAUCACCGGGUUGCUAUAAUUCUCUUAUAUAACUCUCAACUCUUUUAUAACUCGAAAUCCAAUCUUUGGUUUUAAGUGUUUCAACUCGGGGCUGUGAACUGGAAUGUAUAAUAUUUUUUAGGGAAUACGAUUAGCUACUUGCUGUCGGCAGCAUUCGGCUCUAUCAGGCAGUGAAUCGGCACUACGUGGUAGUGAUAGACGGUGCUAUUCUCGAGCGACUCGGCUCUAUCCGGCAGUGACUCGACUGUUCGGUAGUUACUCGGUGCUAUUCUUAAGCAGGCAGUGAAUCGGCAUUACUCGGUAGUGCAAGACGGUGCUAUUCGUGAGCAACUCAACAUUAUCCGACAGUGACUUGACUGUUCGGUAGAUACUUGGCAAUACACGAUAUGGGCUGAGUGGUUUCAUGAAAUGUGUAAGUCUUAUGAAAGUCAGUUUGAGGUUAUUCAUUUGAUAUAUAUUGUUUAUAUUCUAAUUAAGGUGGAGUACAAAGGUUUUAUGAAUAUUUAUCUUUUAAUCUUCAAUGUUCAGAGAAUGAUCUUUUUUAUUCAAGUAAAAAGCAGAAAAUAUAUUCCAUUUUUCUGUUUUUAUAACUUAUUUACCUAUAUUAAAAAAGUUGUCAGUGCAAAUGGCGUAAGGAAAAUGGUAAUUCUAUGACCGAAUGCUGAUUAUAGGCGUAAUUAUUUUUGAGAAUAAAGACAAGAAGUUGAAACUUAUCCUAUUAACUAUGACUUAUCGCACGUUUUUCUUUUUUUAACAUUUUUUUCUGUAUUCAGUAGAACUAUGAGUGGUUCCGUGGUAUUUUUCCAAAGAAUAUCUCGCUAACAUUUGGUAAUUGCCAUCUGCGCGCGGGGACAACGAUUUUCUAAAUAGGUGUGUGACGCAGAUGUAUUUAUUAUUGAAAUAGCAGGAAUAUCUUUAUUGGAAAUUGUAAUUUAUAAUAUAAAACAAUAUGCACAGUACUGAAUUGAAGAAUGUAAUAUAAGUUAUUUAUGCAAUGUAAUAGGAAUUAUAUUAAGGAAUAUUCUGUACAGUCAAGCCGGCGAUAUGGCCAGGUGCCGGUCGCUAGGCUGGACACCAAAAAGAGUGAAUAAAGAUAUUCAUUCCAUAA